CGUCUCGCUCCACACAUGUCUUCCCAGGACGGUUCUCUGGUCGCCGGACCGGGGCGCUGCUGCUCCGCGGUCCCCUUCUGCUGCUCGGCCUCCGGCCAUACCUCGAAUGCCCUGGAGCCAGCGCGUGAGCGCGCCGCCGGCCCCUGGAGCAGCCAUGACCAGCGUGACGCCGAGGAGGCUGACACCCGGCUGCUGAUUGCGGAGCUUUGCAAGCAGUUCUACCACCUUGGCUGGGUCACAGGCACUGGCGGCGGCGUGAGCAUCCGCGACGGACACAAUAUCUACAUUGCGCCUUCCGGCGUGCAAAAGGAGCGCCUGCACCCAAUCAACAUGUUUGUCCUGGACUAUCCGAGCUUCCAGCCGCUGAUCAGCCCCCCGGCUUGCAGCGGGCCCUUGCGCCCAUCGCAGUGCACGCCGCUCUUCCUGGCGGCCUACCGCAUCGGCAUCGACCGUCCCGGGGCCGAGGUCGGGUCGGUCAUCCACACCCACAGCCCGGAGGCCGUGGACGUGACCAUCCUGUGCGAGUUGCGCGGCGAGGAUGCCUUCGUCAUCACGCAUCAUGAAAUGAUCAAGGGCAUUCGGCGCAACAGCGGCGAAUAUCACCGCUACCAGGAUGAGCUUGUCAUCCCGAUCAUCGACAACACCCCGCAGGAGCGUGACCUUGAGGAGUCCCUGUCCGAGGCCAUUCGCCGGCAUCCCGAGGCACCGGCGGUCCUGGUCCGGCGCCAUGGUCUCUACGUGUGGGGACGUUCCUGGCGCGAUGCCAAGACCCAAUGUGAGUGUCUGGAUGCCCUGUUCAAUGCAACCAUCCGGGCGCGGCUGCUGGGAUGCGACAUGCGCUUCCCGCCGGCUGGCAGCAAGUACUUGCACGACCGCAAGUCCACCGAGGCCGGGCCUCUGCGCUUCCCGGAGCCCCAGCAACAGUAGACACCCUCCGGAGGGCUGGAGGAUGCACGAAGAGGGUGAAAGUUCAAAAUGCUUAUGGACGAGGAAUGUCCGUUUCCAUGGUCUUCUUCCCUCUCCCAUUUCAGCAGGCGCGACCGCCUUGAAAAUAGAGAUCCCCACAGGUGGGAGCACCCUGCCACCGAGCCCUGUGCCAUACUCUCUCUCUCUCUCCCCCCCCUCUUUUUCU
Messenger RNA from Fonticula alba, 1132 nucleotides. RefSeq lists its product as hypothetical. The record is from RefSeq and is a predicted model, not a curated record. Lineage: Eukaryota; Rotosphaerida; Fonticulaceae. Gene Ontology annotation, cellular component: cytoplasm. Gene Ontology annotation, molecular function: methylthioribulose 1-phosphate dehydratase activity; metal ion binding. The transcript has 3 exons. The coding region runs from base 16 to 927 and encodes 303 amino acids.